Molecule: messenger RNA, 2631 nt
Organism: Fibroporia radiculosa
Lineage: Eukaryota; Fungi; Basidiomycota; Agaricomycetes; Polyporales; Fibroporiaceae
Exons: 14
Coding region: 1-2631 (876 amino acids)
Biological process (GO): establishment of sister chromatid cohesion; nucleobase-containing compound metabolic process
Cellular component (GO): nucleus
Molecular function (GO): DNA binding; ATP binding; DNA helicase activity
Source: RefSeq, a predicted model, not a curated record
AUGAGCCAGAGUGAUGAUAUUCCAGACUGGGUUCUCGCGCAGACACUAGAGCGCCGGCGGCGUGAACUUGAGACAGACGAGCGAGAAUAUGCCGGACGUCUUGCUGCAGCCCGUCAGAAGGAGGUGACAAUGAGAAAACUGUCUCGCGCUCAUAGAGUCAUAAUGCACGAAGAACAAGGUGAUGACCUUGAGGAAGCUGAUUUCUUGCCUGACGAUCAUGACACCUCCGAAGACCGAUCGAAUGAUGAACUAUCUAACGUAUCUCCUGCAGUACGCGCUCUCAUGAACAAGUUGAACCGUGGUACAGGUGGAACGGAGCAAGAACAGGAGCCUAUGUGCACAAAGAUUUACUAUGCGUCCCGCACCCACUCGCAGCUGGCUCAAAUUUUGCAUGAAUUGCGCAAACUUCGAAUUCAGCUGAACCUCUCCCUUUCGUCACAUUCAGAAUAUCCGCUCGCGCUUCCAGGAGUGUCUGACCCCGCUCGUGCUAAGCGCUCAGUUUCAGACAUAGAUGAUGAUGAUGAUCCACAAACUGCUGGUACUGCUCGCACAGUAUCACUUGGAUCCAGGAAGCAGCUGUGUAUUCAUGAAGAGCUACGAAGACGCACAGGAGAUUUGGACGAGGCUUGUCGGCAAAUGCUUGGCGAGAAGGGAAAGCAGCGAUGUCCACACCUUCCUGGCGUGGAUGAUGAAGUACGUAUGCUUGAUUUACGUGAUCAGAUACUAGUAAGCGUCUCGCCGGCUGUACUUCAAGUUAGCGAUCGCUCAAUUGCGGUCAAGGCAACACCUAAGGAUAUUGAAGAUCUAGUCGUCGCAGGCCAAAACAUGGAGACCUGCCCAUAUUUCGGCUCCCGUCGAGCUAUUCCUCAGGCUCAGCUAGUGUUGUUGCCGUACAAUCUGCUCCUGCAGAAAACCGCUCGUGAAGCAAUAGGUAUUGACUUGAAGGACCAAGUUAUCAUAAUAGACGAGGCGCACAAUCUAACAUCCUCUCUUCUUUCGUUGUCUACAACUCGUCUGCCCUUCCGCACGCUAUCAACAGCUCGGCAACAGCUGUCAAUAUACCUAUCCCGUUUUCGUACAAGACUCGCCACUGCGCAUGCGGUGCAUCUCACUAGACUUAUGAUGCUAUUGGAUGCUCUUCACAAAAAUGCUGAGGAGUGGCGAGAAAGCCUGCAACAGGCAAACACCCCCGGGAAACAGGACGAGGAUCAGAAAGCACUUCCGGCCAAACAUGACAGAGGAAAGGCGCGUGGUCCUGGUGUGGAAGUCAUGACACCAGGAGAACUUCUCCAGAGGCUCGGACGAAAGACGGAGGGCGUGAAUUUACUCGAGAUUGAGGUCUACUUACGUAACAGUAAGAUUGCGCGCAAGAUAUCAGGAUAUACAGUGAAGACCCUAGAGAAAGCCGCAGGCAAAGACUCCGCAAAACUAGCCAAAGUCGCGCGAUUGUCAGGCUCCACACCACCCUUGCAUGCGGUAGAGAGCUUUAUAACCGCCCUCACUUCUGCUAAUGACGACGGUCGUGUAUCGUUUUCUCUUGAAAAUGAUCAGUUGGAAAUCAAAUAUCAACAUUUAAAUCCGUCUACACAUUUUCAAGAUGUCAUUGACGUAGCCAGGUCGAUUAUACUGGCAGGGGGUACAAUGUCUCCUGCUAACAAUCCCUCGCGGCUGAUGAAGAUUCCUGAUAUCAUAAAUCAGUUGUUUUCAAAGCUACCCAACGAGCGUAUCGCUACAUUCUCGUGUGGGCAUAUCAUUCCUCCCUCAAAUCUACAAACCCUCGUCCUAAAGAAAGGUCCACGAGGUAGCGAACUCACGUUUAAAUACGAACAGCGAAGCGAUCGGGCAAUGAUCCUAGAGCUAGGCCAGAUUCUCCUCAACUUUUCCAAUCUGGUCCCUGGUGGUAUGGUUGUCUUCCUGCCCUCAUAUAGCUUUUUGAACGUAGUCAAAACUGCGUGGGAGGGUAGCGGAUUGAUGAACAAGCUGAAGGCCAAGAAAAAGGUCGUGUCCCUCGAUUCCCGCAAAAUUGAGCCAAUUUGUAAUGAUAAUUGUCCCAUGAGGCAGGUAUUCUUAGAGCCACAAGAUAGCUCACAGGUAGAGACCGUGUUGCGUGACUAUGCUGCAGCGAUCCAUGAUGGUGCAGGCGUGAGUAGGGAUGAAAAGGGUCCGACCAAAAGCAAGACUACGGGGGCACUCCUCUUUGCAGUAAUAGGUGCAAAGUUAUCCGAGGGCCUGAAUUUCACAGACGAUCUAGCACGAGCGGUGGUGAUCAUCGGUUUACCUUUCGCCAAUCUUGCAUCCCCGGAGCUUCGUGAACGGAUGGAAUACGUAAACAGAAUGCAGAAGCAAGUGUCUGAGAAACUCGGUUCCGCGUGGAAGAUGACCAGUGGGACCAAAGACGCCGCAACAGAAUUAUACGAGAAUAUGUGUAUGAAUGCUGUAAAUCAGAGUAUUGGCCGUGCCAUACGGCAUCGGGGUGAUUGGGCAUCCCUGAUACUCGUUGAUAGUCGAUACACUUUGCCACGUAUCCGAGAGAAGCUACCAAAGUGGAUCGGACAGGGGACACUAGUUACUGACGGGUUUGGGCAGGCCAUCAAAGAGAUGGCUCGAUUCUAUCGGGAAAAGAGGGGCUAG